This is a messenger RNA of Myxocyprinus asiaticus (Chinese sucker), 4119 nucleotides long. RefSeq names its product chordin-like protein 2. The coding region runs from base 1613 to 2803 and encodes 396 amino acids. The transcript is spliced from 15 exons. The record is from RefSeq and is a predicted model, not a curated record. NCBI's taxonomy places the organism in Eukaryota, Metazoa, Chordata, Actinopteri, Cypriniformes, Catostomidae. Gene Ontology annotation, molecular function: protein binding.
AUUCGCCCCUGUCUCUCAGCUGAUAAUCCUUUGAGUUUACGGAGUUCGUGUUUUUUAUAUGCAGCUCUCCAUUCAGUUUCCGCGAUGGGAGAAAGGUUCCUCUGAUUGUUCCUUGCAAGGUACUGCUUACAGGCUUCAUAUGUUAAAGAUUAGGGUGGGGGCGGAGUUAGGACAUCUGCUGCUUCCCAGGAACAAGCUGAGGCCCCUUCAUACAAUGGGCUUCAGCUUCAAACAGAACAAAUGACAGCGUUGUGUUUUGUGCAAAUGCAUUGUGGGACAUGUAGUUCAGAACUAACAAGGUGCUCUUGUUCUUGCUAUAUAAACUUAUUUAAUUAGCUUGUAUUAAUGAAACAGGUUCUUGAAUAAUUAUUUAUUUCUAACGAAUCUUUUUUCUAAUUGUAUCAAUUGAGUCAGAAUCUCAACAUACUUGUUAAACAUUUUGAAAAUACUACAUUUCCCAAAUUGUUUCACCACAGUUGCUAGGAUACCAUGCAACACGGACGUCAGGUCUAGGUUGUGAAGAUAUUUGAAACGGGUUGCAGUUUGUGUGACCACUUAAUUGAAAGAAAUGAGAGGAUUGGGGAUUUACAAACUGGACAAUGAAGAAAAUUACCCUUCAAAUUGUUUCCCAAUAUGAUCAUUCUUUCAUCCAAGUAAUGAAGGUGACUACUGUAGCACAAAUGCUUCUGAAUUCUUAAAAUUUAACAUUAAUAAAAACAUAUUUAUUUAACACUGCACAGUGACCUUUUUAAUAAAUCUUAAAGGGGCAGGGCACUGGCUCGUAGCACAAAGAAAAACACUGGACAAGAGAAUAUCAAAAAGGAAAAAAGCUUCAGGAUGGAGUUUUGAAGUACACUCUAAUGAACUUUAGCAAAGCCAAAAAAAAAAAAAAAUUAAAAGAAAAAAAAAAAGAAAAUGCUAAUUCUCUUCCAGGGUUUAGGAUUAAAAACUGAACCAGUCUAUUGUUUUACUUGAAUAAAUGCUGUUUGUUUGUGUUGUAAUACAAGACUUUUUCUUUGACAUAAGAAUUCAACAUGCCAUUAGUGUUUUAGAGCACACUUUCAAGAACCUGCUUGUGUAUAGAGAUCCAAAUGCAAAUCUUGACCGUCCUCAGAAGCCAUACUCUGAAAGAGAGAAAAAGGUCAGAGGACAUGAAUCAUGUGCAGCAUCAGCAUCUAAACCCAAUUAGGAAUUUGCCACCUUUGAGACCAAAGAAGUCAAAAGGAGAACAAGUUGAGGAAAUCCUCACCCAAAUAAAGGAGAUGAAAACAAUCAGCAAAGUUCCCUUAGAUAAUGUCCUCAACAAAGGGAAGGAUACUUGUAAGAGAGAAUAUGAGGAAGCAAUGACUUUGCUGAAGGACAUGAAAAGGAGAUACAGGAUGACCCAUCUGAAAACAGUGGAACAAGAAAAACAGCUUGAGAAUGAGAAGACCUGUAAUCUAAACUAUCAGAAGAAAGAAAGUCAUACACAUCUGGGAUGGCAUGAGGGUUAGAAAUUGAAAGUGAAAAUUCUCAACCAUCCCCUUAAGUGUCGGGCGUUUUUUGCACUUUUAAAGAGAAGACUUACAGGCCAGGAGAUAGCUGGCAUCCCUAUUUGGAGCCCUUUGGAUUCAUGUUCUGCAUGCGUUGUACUUGCACUGAAUCUGGUCAUGUGAAAUGCAACCCCAUCAAAUGCCCUGUUCUGCGAUGUGAAAAUCCAGUGACUCACUCACAGCAGUGCUGCCCUCGUUGUGCAGAUGAGCACAGAACUCCUGCUGGUCUUCGGGCACCCAUUAAAACCUGUAGGUAUAAUGGAAGUAUAUACCAAACAGGGGAAACAUUUACCAACCAUGAACUCUUCCCAUCCCGUCAAUCCAACCAAUGUGUCAUGUGCACUUGCUCUAAUGGAAAUAUUUUCUGUGCAUUGAAAACAUGUCACCCCAUUUCAUGCUCCUCACCAGUUUCAGUUCCAGAUACGUGCUGCUUGGUGUGCAAAGAGGGUGCAAUUGAUAUAAAUUCUGCCUCAUUUGGGGAUGGAGGACAACAACUUAACAGAGGAGUUAGGCAUUCUGUGGAUCACUGUGCUGGGGACCAGGUCAGGGGUCGCUCUGUUAGGGCCACACCGUCAACACUGCAGAGCUCUCCAAGAGGCCUCAACCUACAGACGCUACACCUUAAAGGAGCUGCAGAGACUACUGUUAAGAUUCUUCUACAGCGCAAACACCAGAGAGCUUGCGUGUACAACGGAAAGACCUACUCCCAUGGUGACGUGUGGCACCCGGUGCUGGGCAAAGUCUUGGAGUGCAUUCUGUGCACCUGCAUGGAUGGCUUUCAAGAAUGCAGGCGCAUCACAUGUCCCAGCCAGUAUCCAUGCCAACAUCCCAUAAAGACAGUGGGAAACUGCUGCAAGAUUUGUCCAGAGCUCAAAGCAGAGAGCAAUAGGACAGAGUGCUACCUUGGCCAGGACAAUAACAGUCUCCUGGUAUAUAAAGUUGAAUCCUCAUCUGCCACUCAAUUAGAGGACGAAGUGAGGAUGAUAGCCAUCGAGAGACAAGGAACCACUGAGGUUGAGGUGCAAGUUUGGAAAACAGUUGAAGGUGUUUUGCAUCUAAUGGAAACAGGUGAUGUUCAAAAGAAAGACCUCAUAGAACAUCCCGAAAGUUACAUCUUACUGACCACAUUAGAUGAGGACACUUGGAGAAAGUUCAAAGAAGAGGAGGACAAGCAGAAGGACUUAAGUAAGAUUAGGAGCUGUGAAGAUGGAAUAAAGGAAGUAGUGAAGUACUUAAACCCUGAACAGCUGGACAGUCUUUGCAGUUCUUAGUCUCCUCCCUGUUCUCUAACACUGCCAACCCAGUCUCUGACACCCAUUUUAUUACCCAAAGAACACACUCACCCCCACACAAUGUGCAUGUAGUACAAAACCAGAUGCUGGCAGCAGGUAGUCUAAAGAUCUCGUUUAUUUCUAUGAGUCAGUUCAGCACAAGUCUUUAUGAGUUUGACAGCUCAGAAUUCUUUGUAGGACCUUGCUUUUUUCAGAGGCCUUGAAUCGGGCUGAGGUCAGGCAUUGCUGGAAAAUUUACAUUUGAGAUGGAAAAUGAGUGAAUACAUGCAAAUGUCUCAGUAGGCUACUAAGUGGGCCAAAGUUGUAGGUGUGCUCAAGAAAGAAAGGGUGUAAAGCAAUCAUCAUUAAAGGGAUACUUUUCCCAAAACUGAAAAUUCUGACAUCAUUUACUCACCCUCAUGUUGUUCCAAACCUGUAACACUUUCUUUCUUCUGAGCAGAAUGACAGUCUCAGUCACAAUUCACUUUUAUUGUAUGGAAAAAAGAAGCAAUGAAAGUGAAUGGUGACUGAGGCUGUCAGUCCCUAACAUUCUGCCUUUUGUGCUCCAUGAAAGAAAGAAAGUCAUACGGGUUUGGAAUGACAUGAGCGUGAGUAAAUGUUUACAGAAUGUUCCAUUUUGGUUGAACUAUCCCUUAAAAAGGAAUGGUGUAUGUUAUUCUAGCAAGCAUCCACUGUAUGUACAUAAAAGGAAUAGCACAGGAUGAUAACAGCUUAUUGGCCAGAAUGCUUUUAUAAAGUUGACAUAGGCCACCUUUUUUCCUCUGUACUUAGUUACACUUCAGUCAUAUAUGUAUCAUGAAUAAACUACACUAUUUAUUGUACAUUUAAAGCAGCAAACAUAAUUAUCUUUAAACAUAACUUUAAUAGAAUGAUGUUUUUAAUAGAACAUGUUUUGCACUGUCAUGCAUGUAGCAUGUAUGUGUAUUGAUCUGGUUAUGUAUAAUUCCUAUGCACUUAAAAUGAUCAUAAAUAUAUUGGGCUAAUGUCCUGGUGUGACACUGAACAAUACGACUUUCAGUUUUUACAGUGCAAGGCUCUGUUGCAUAAAUUACAAUUCUAUUGCUUGUUUGCUUGUUUUCCAAGAGUUAUAAUGAUCUUAAAUGUAUUAAAGGGAAUUCCUACUAAUGCCAUAAAUGUAGGUCAGAAGUUGGAAGCAAUGAGAUGUGUUGAUUGUUGAGGUUUAACAGGUUUUAAAAGAAUAGUUCACCCAAAAAUUAAAAUUCUCUCAUUUUUUACUCAUGUUGUUCCAAUCCCGCAAGACUUUCUUUCUGCCGUGGAACACAAAAGGAGAAUGU